UAAUUAUUGUCAUAAAUCUACCAAGUGUUUACAAGACAAAUGGAUUUCGACCGGGAUACGUUAUGUUGCGCCAAAGGAAAGAUUUUUGAUUUAACCGGGUAAUUACCGCUAGGUCCUACAGUCAAUGGGCAGCUGUUUCCUGGGGAUUGCUGAUUUGGGCGCAACCUGUGUGCGUCGUGAUAGUAGUCCGUGUCGAAGGUCUAAAGAGUUUUGUUUACAAAAUGGAAGAAUUUAAACUCUGUAAUCUGGACUACUUUCCCGAGAACAUUUUAAUUGAUGUGUUGUCGUUUCUGAGCGUACGGGAGCUCGUCAAAGCUGGAAGAGUGUGUAAGAGAUGGAAACGUCUUGUUAAAGACCAGAGACUGUGGAGACAUGUCGAUCUGACGACAUGGAAAGGGGUGACGUCCCGCAUACUUUGGGUCCUGCUGCGUCAGUACCUUGGUUGUGGACUAAGAUGCCUUCGGCUGCGUGGGUUGCUGCUCUCUGCCCGAGGCGGUAGCUUUCUCUCGGAGUCUUGGCUCAAAGCUUUGGCCACAAAGUGCCCUCGCCUGAGUAAGCUCUAUCUGUUGCAUGCAGACCUGAGGAGCCUGUCCAGUUGCCAGCUUCUACCUCCGUCUUUGCAAGUGCUGGAGUUGCGUGGUUGUGAGCUGCCUCGCAGCUUUUUCAACCAGGCACUGCCUACUUCACCUGCCCAAGAAAGAGCAGAAGCCACGUCCAGUGUUGGUGCUCAACAGAAAGGGCAGGAUCAGAAAGGAAAAAAGCUUGGUACUCCAUCAGGGAUUCCUAUUGAAACAUUAGUCCUUAACAAUGUACCCUCUUUCACGGACCAACACCUGCAGAGUCUGACAUCAUGGGAGAGGCUCAGUCGACUGGAGCUGCGUGAUACCUUUCGCAUAACAGCUAACGGGCUCAGGAGCUGUGCUGCCAAGGACGGCAUCUGUGGUGUGGAAGGUCUUUCCAGGCUCAAGUUUCUAGAAAUAGGAAUCACUGGGCGGCAGGGCUACCAGUCACAGAUGGCCUCCCUGGGGCUAGGGGCAGGAUGGCUCGGCCUGGAGGAACUGAGCCUGGGUGGUAAAGAGGUGGGGCCAGGUCUACUCUGUGCCAGCCGUCUAAAGGACCUGAAGCGUCUGCGCCUGUGGGCCUGUACUCUCAGCGAGAUGCAGAUAGUUCGGAGCUGCCGUAUGCUUCGUGGACUCCGGCGGCUGGAGUUUUUGGACGUGAGCUUCCAGCCUCGGCAGUGUCCACCAGUGUUGGAAGGGGAAGGUGGCGGUGAAGAAGAGCAGGGCAGUGAAGAAGCUGCAGGUGGAGAUAGCAACAAUGAUGAGAACAAGACGCUGGAUGUGAACGAUCCUAUUCCAAGUGUGCGCCGCUCACUGGCUGUCCUGCUGCCAUCCUGCACACUAGUUUUCACCAACUGCUCUGUUCAGAUUAAUGCAGACUAAAUGACGUCUCCACUACUGAUGAAUACAAGUGGCCAAAAUGGUUAAAAUUCUCUUUCACACAGACGUGUAGUUUUUAUAGCAUUAUCGAUGAAAUGGUUAACAUUCAUUUUUAUUAUUGUGUCAUGAUUAUAAGUAUGCCCAGCCCACAUUGUCUUCCAAUAUGUCAUAAUCUCAUAUGAGCCAGUUCCAGGGUGCAACAUAUGUUUUUCAAACAACCAGAUUUUCUGACCUUUGUGUCAACAAAAUAAAAAAAAAA
Messenger RNA from Seriola dumerili (greater amberjack), 1698 nucleotides. RefSeq names its product F-box and leucine rich repeat protein 12 (gene fbxl12). NCBI's taxonomy places the organism in Eukaryota, Metazoa, Chordata, Actinopteri, Carangiformes, Carangidae. The record is from RefSeq and is a predicted model, not a curated record. The coding region runs from base 222 to 1442 and encodes 406 amino acids. Gene Ontology annotation, molecular function: protein binding. The transcript has 3 exons.